Molecule: messenger RNA, 2381 nt
Organism: Emiliania huxleyi CCMP1516
Lineage: Eukaryota; Haptophyta; Isochrysidales; Noelaerhabdaceae
Exons: 9
Coding region: 1-2316 (771 amino acids)
Biological process (GO): cell wall pectin biosynthetic process
Cellular component (GO): Golgi apparatus
Molecular function (GO): arabinosyltransferase activity
Source: RefSeq, a predicted model, not a curated record
AUGCCGACUCUCCGAACAGCCCUUCUCGCGCUCAUCGGGGCGGCCGCGGUCACACUCUACCUCGCCCACGUAAUCACCGCCACGCGCUGCCAAGAGACUACUGGCUUGGCGGUCCUGCGCGGACAGAAGCUGCCUCGACUGGCGGGCGGCGCCGGCACUGCCGCCAUCCCGGCUACGGCGGCCGUGACGGCGCCUCUGGCGCCGGAGAUCCUUGGAAACCUCCGCCUCAACGAGCCGGCGCGGAGGCUCUUUGGGUCGCUGCGGCCCGCGACGACGCCCGUGAUCCACUUUACCUUCGGCUCCGGCGCGAUGCUCGACUUCCUGCGCAACUGGCUGCACUACGUGCGGCGCGCGGGUCUCGAGCCGGCGGUCGCGGGCGCGGCCGACGCGCAGAUGCUUGCGGCCUGCUCAAAAGAGGGCAUCGCGGCGCUCGGGAUCGUGGAGGGGCUCGACGUGUGGACGUAUGAGCGGUCGGCCGCGGCAAAGACGGUGGUGCAGGAGGGCGCGGCGGAGUGGAAGUACUACCGGCACCACAAGAGCUCCUUCCUCGAGCUCGGCCUGGUCAAGGCUGCCUUCCUGUGGGAGCUCGUCUCGCUCGGCUACGACGUGCUCAUCUCGGACCUCGACGUGGUCUGGCUCUCCGCGGGCUGGGAGCGCUGGAUGACCUACCGCGUGCCGCACUCGCCGCCGCUGCGCGAGGCGGAGCUCAUCGCGAUGGCGGACGUCCUCGUGUCGACCGACGAGCUCGACGAGGAGUACGACGCGUUUGGCCGCUACGAGCGGUGGCCGCACGGCGCCGGCUGGGGCCGCCGCACCGACCUCAACACUGGCGUCGCCUGGCGGCUGGCGAUGCUCGCCAAGCGCGAGGCGGAGAACACAAACGACCAGUUCAUCUUUGUGGCGAUGGUGCGCGACGCCGGCAUCGAGCCCGUCACUUCCUCGCCGGAGCGGAUGAGGACGUGGCGCGCAUCGCUAGCGGCGCACGGGCUGCACCGGCCGGAGGCCUUUGGCCGCAUCAGCCCGUCCACGCGGGGCGUCUUCCUCUCCAAGGAGGGCUUCGCGAGCGCCGCGCCGUGCCUGCCGAGCGAGCGGUGCGCGCCGCAGCGCUUCAGCCUGGCGACGCUCCCGCUGCGCGUCUUCACGGGCGGACACACGUACUUCAUGCAGCGGCUGCACAAUGCGCCGGGGCACGACUUGCCCCGCCUCUCUCCGCUGACCGUCCACUUCACCUUCCAGUACUCGGACACGCCUGACUACCCGCACGGCAAGCGGCAGCGCGCGAGGGAGGCGGCGCUGUGGGCGGCGCAGCGUGUGGCGGUCGAGCGGCGCUUUCCGGAGUGGUCCCCGCAGCGGCACAUGGCGCUCGACGCCAUCCAGCGGGCGGUCGUGCGAGACUUGCUCGCGCUGAGUCGCGCGCUCGGCGCGGCGCUCGUGAUGCCCCCGCUCACCUGCUCGUGCGACCGCUAUUGGGGCCACCUCGAGAACUGCCGCAUGCCGACCGCGCCGCGAGCGAUGCCGCUGCCAUACCGCUGCACGCAGGACUCGCUCUUCGAGAUCAAGUUUUGGAACGACAAGAAGGCGGACUUUCUCGACGACGCGCGAGUGCCUCGCGCGGUGACCGAGGCGGCGGCGGGCACCGCGGAGGAGACCUUCUCCGCCGUGCUGCGGCCGGGGACGCCGAUGUCCGAGGUUGGCGCCGCCGUGCGCCGAGCCAACGCCGACGCGCGGCUGGUCGAGAUUGGGGCGGCGGACCUGCGCCGGCUCUGCAAGUGGCUCGGCUCGACGGAGCAGAACGCCGCCUUCAACGCGCUGCAGCGGUACGUGCUGCACGAGUCCGCGCGGUACUGCCCUGUGGAGGAGCAGUUUCGCCGCGGCGGCGUGCACUUCCGCGCCCCCGACCACUGGCCGGAGGUGGACCGGCCGGGCUGGGACUGGAUGAACCCCUUCACCGCCUACAACUGCACUUGGGGCUUCACGCCGCCGACCGACUUCCCCGAGCCCGCCGACGGUGCGCCGCCGUGCGCGGGGAGGGCCGCCGCCGGUGUGCCCAUGGCGGGCGGCGGCGCGUUUGCAGACCGGCACAACUCGACGUCGUGCGCUCGCGCAAUGCUGUGCGACUACCACGUGCGGGAAGGCGGCGAGCUGUCCAUCGAGCUUGAGCGUGCGAGCCGGUGCAACCUCGAGGGAUACGGCGGCGUCAACUACACGCGGCACGGCGCCGCGAUCAAGGCGGCGCUCGCCGCCAUGCCGGGCGGCCGCUGCCCGUACCCUGACGGGGUGACCCCGAACUGGAAGGAGGUUGUGUUUGAUCCGUGAGAGUGUGAGAGUGUGAGAAGGGGGGGAGGGGAUGACGAGGUACAGAAAAGCAAUCUAAACUAGCA